This is a messenger RNA of Meleagris gallopavo (turkey), 5270 nucleotides long. Lineage: Eukaryota; Metazoa; Chordata; Aves; Galliformes; Phasianidae. The record is from RefSeq and is a predicted model, not a curated record.
AUGGGAGAUACUGCAAAGCCUUACGUUACCAAACAAAGUAAGGAACCGGAGAUAAUAUCUGAAGAAGAAUUCAAAGGAGGUCUCUCACGGAAAGACUACCAAGUAAUGGAUGAAUAUGGAAAUGGCCAUAGCAAUAAAAUAGAUAUCAGCCUGCAGAAGAAGAAGGGAUCACCAGGUCAUUAUGGAGGUAGUCCCAGACAAGGACCACGUACUGUUUUCAGAAGCCCAAAUUCUUUAAAAAAUAUAACUCCUAGUCAAGGGUCAAAGUUGAGUGAUACCCACAAAGACCAAAUAAAGAAGUGGAUAUCUGAUGACCACCGUGGUAAUUCUGAAAACUGGAGAGACUACAGAUCUGGAAUCUGGAUUCCCGUGCAUAACAGAACAAGAAAGGACUCUUUUCAUGAAGUUGAAGGUGCAGGAAGCAGAAAUGUAAGACGACAACUUCAGAAAGACUUAGCAGAUGAAGACAUGUCAGACAUGCAGAGAGGAAGCUCUGAAAUGAAGAAGCUCAGGAAAACAAGGAGAUCAAGAAGAAGUAGAAAAGAUGAGUAUGAUCAAGAUGAUGAAGUGGGUGGCCCAGUCAUAGAUGAAUCUGUGCUUUCAGCAAAAGAGCUUCUAGGUUUACAGCAAGCUGAAGAACGAUUGAAGCGAGACUUCAUUUAUAGACUGAAGAAGCAACCUCGAAGCUACCCAUCAGCAAAAUAUGCCUGCAAAUUAUGUGAUGUUUUGAUUGAAUCUGUGACUUUUGCUCAUAAGCAUAUUAAGGAGAAAAGACACAAAAAGAGCAUAAAGGAAAAGCAAGAGGAACAGCUAUUGAAUGCCCUGCCUCCUCCAACACCUUCACAGAUUAAAGCUAUUGAUGUUGCCAUUGAAAAUGUAGUACAGGAGUUCGGCUUAAGUAAUGCAGAUUUACAAGAAAGGCUCAAGAUUAGAACAGUAAUGGAAGACGUACUGCAUCAAAAAUUGCCAGAGUGCUCCUUAAGAUUGUAUGGAUCCUCCUUUAGCGGAUUUGGUUUCAAAACUUCAGACAUAAACAUAGACAUCCAGUUUCCUGCCAGCAUGAGUCAGCCAGAUGUUCUCUUACUUGUUCAAGAAAGUCUACAGAACAGUGAAUCUUUUAUUGGAGUUGAUGCAGAUUUCCAUACUAGAAUACCAGUGGUGGUAUGCAGAGAAAAGCAAAGUGGCCUUAUUUGUAAAGUAAGUGCAGGGAAUGAAAAUGCUUAUCUGACAACAAACCAUUUGGCCACCAUUGGAAAACUGGAGCCUACUGUUGCAUCUUUAGUGAUUGCCUUCAGGUACUGGGCAAAGCUGUGCUGUGUUGAUCAUCCUGAGGAAGGAGGUUUGUCGCCCUAUGUGUUUGCAUUAAUGGUUAUCUUCUUUCUGCAACAGAGGAAAGAGCCUUUUCUACCUGUAUAUUUGGGAUCAUGGAUUGAAGGUUUCUCAUUAAACAAAUUAACUAAUUUCCAUCUUAAAGAAGUUGAGAAUGAUGUUGUGGUUUGGGAACAUAACCCUGUUGACAAUGCUGAUUUGCCACAAGAAACUUCCCCUACAAGGGACAAGGUUCCCUUAGUAUUUGAUUCAGUACAGAAGUGUUCAGCACCUGUAGGACAACUUUGGGUAGAACUGCUUCGUUUCUAUGCCUUGGAGUUCAAUAUGGCUGAUUUGGUUAUUAGCAUACGACUGAAAGAAAUAGUGUCGCGUGAAUUGAAGGACUGGCCUAAAAAGCGCAUAGCUGUGGAAGACCCGUAUUCGGUCAAAAGGAAUGUUGCAAGAACUCUGAACAGCCAGCUAAUGUAUGAAUAUAUUCUUCAUUGCUUGAGAGCAACUUACAAGUAUUUUGCUUUACCUCACAAAAAACCUGUGAAAUUGAGAAAAACGUCCCUUCCAAAUGCCCACGAGGAGGACUUUCUAAAGCCGGACAGUGGAAGUGACACUGUAAAGCCUGACAAGUCUGAGUUGCAAAACGUCAGUGGUAUAAUUAACACAGCAGUAGUGGAAGGUUAUGUAAUUGAAACUACAGAUAUUCCUCAGGUACAUGGAACUUUUCCUUCAAAGGUGUGUGAUGGCUCAGAGAGCGUGACAGAAGAAGAACUUGUCGAUGAUACAAGUCAUUUGGGAAUUGCUCAAGAAGAUUCAGACUGCAUAGUUGAAGAGGUUAUUUCUGGAGAUAAUGAGGGCUUUAAACCAAGUUGUGAAGAGAUGGAGAGUGGAAAUGAGGAGGAGGAGGAAGAGGAAGAACAAGAGCAAGAAACAAGAUGGAAUAAUAUCUUGUCUACUGAUCAGGGAAUAGAUGAAGACAGUGAUGGUGGAGAUCUCCCUGUAACAAUGACAGAUCAAGAUAUAGAGACAUGCAGUACUUCAGACUUGGAAGGUUUUCAAAUAACAGCACUUGUAGAGAGUGAUGAGUUUGGCUUAGAGUGCACGGGUAUAAUGGAUAACAAGAUUGAUGCUGAUGAGGAGAGUACCGAAGGUACUGAUGAACUGGAUGAAUGCCCCCAGAAAUUCAUACAUUCAACAAAGAAUCAACUGGCUGAAGUUAUUAACUCAGAGGAGGAGGAAGAGGAGGAAGAAUUGAGUCUUCUAAACCAGGCAACAUGUGGUGGUAUCUUAACAACCAAAGGUGAACUAGACAAUACAUACCCUGGAUCUGGAGAUGAGAAUGCCCUAUCUGAGGAAGACGAUGAUUUGUCCAUCACCAAUAAAUAUGAAGAAAACCGUUUUGAAGACAACAUUCAUGGAUCUCUUAGGAUCAGUUUCAGUCAAGAGGAUCUUAUUGAGAAGGGAGAUCUUUGUGAAGAGAAUGCAGUGGUAGAAAAGUGUUUAGAAUCUGAACUCUUUUAUGAAUUUAGUAAACAAGCUUUUACAAGGGGCAAGUCUCCUACAGUAGUGUGUAGCUUGUGCAAACGGGAAGGUCACUUAAAACGAGAUUGUCCAGAAGACUUCAAGAAAAUUGAGCUGGACCCACUGCCACCUCUGACACCCAAGUUUUCAGUUAUUCUAGAUCAAGUUUGUGUCCAGUGUUACCAGGAUUUUGCUCCAAAUAUUGUAGAGGAUCAGGCUCGGGAACAUAUAAGACAAAACCUGGAAAACUUCAUUAGACUGGAAUUCCCAGGAACAAAGCUGAAUUUGUUUGGCUCCUCAAAAAACGGCUUUGGUUUCAAACAAAGUGAUCUUGAUAUCUGUAUGACGAUGGAUGGGUUGGAAACUGCUGAGGGACUUGAUUGCAUCAAAAUUAUUGAAGAUUUAGCAAAAGUUCUCAAGAAACAGUCAGGUCUACGAAAUGUCUUGCCUAUAACAACUGCUAAAGUCCCAAUUGUCAAAUUUUUCCAUGUCAGAAGUGGUCUUGAAGUAGACAUCAGUUUAUAUAACACUCUGGCCUUGCAUAAUACAAGACUUCUUUCAUCAUAUGCAGCCAUUGAUCCUCGAGUGAAAUAUCUGUGCUAUACGAUGAAAGUUUUUACAAAGAUGUGCGACAUUGGAGAUGCAUCUCGUGGUAGCCUUUCUUCUUAUGCAUAUACUCUUAUGGUGCUUUAUUUUCUUCAACAGAGAAAUCCGCCUGUCAUCCCUGUUCUUCAAGAGAUCUACAAAGAACCAAAAAAACCUGAAAUUUUAGUUGAUGGUUGGAACGUUUAUUUCUUUGAUAAGAUAGAAGAAUUGCCAGUUGUUUGGCCUGACUUUGGCAAAAACACUGAAUCUGUAGGGCAACUGUGGCUGGGACUUCUUCGUUUUUACACAGAAGAAUUUGAUUUUAAAGAGCAUGUCAUCUGCAUUAGGAGAAAGAGCCUGCUUACAACUUUCAAGAAGCAGUGGACCUCCAAAUACAUUGUUAUUGAGGACCCCUUCGAUUUGAACCACAAUCUUGGAGCUGGAUUAUCAAGAAAAAUGACAAACUUUAUAAUGAAAGCUUUUAUAAACGGCAGAAAAGUAUUUGGUACUCCUGUAAAAAUAUUUCCUAAAGAAUAUCCAUCAAAAAUGGAGUACUUCUUUGAUCCAGAGGUAUUGACAGAAGGAGAAUUGGCACCAAAUGACAGAUGCUGCAGAAUUUGUGGUAAAAUUGGCCAUUUCAUGAAAGAUUGUCCCAUGAGAAGAAAACUGAGACGACGACGUGAUUAUGAGGAUAGCAAAAACCAGAGGUACACAGAAAACAAAGAGAAAAGCAAAGAGAACAAAGAGAAAAGCAAAGAGGACAAAGAAAUUCAGAACAGAACAACAGAAAAAGAAAGCUCUGUCAAGGAGGGGAAAUUGCAUCUGUUUACACCUCAGAAGAGCAAAGUAGCAAGGGGAAUAGUGGAAACUGGAAAAGAAAGGUCUCCCAGGCAAUCAGCAGAGAAGUGGAAGCGACUAGAAGACAGAGAGUUAAAAGAAAAACGUUGUUUUAUCUGUGGAAGAGAAGGUCACAUUAAAAAGGAAUGCCCACAGUAUAAAGUAACUGCAGGAGGUUCAAAACCAGAAAUGUUGUGUGGAUCCCCUUUACCUCCAGCUGCCAAACAUGCUGGUCGAUUAAAUCAGGGAAUGGUUACACAUGAAGAAAAAAAGAAGCAAAAAGGAAAAGUACUUUUGAGUCCCCAGACAGGAACGACAUGUGGAGCACUUUCUUGUGAGGCUUCCUCAGAAUAAUCGUCUAGAAUUCCACAUGAUCAGCUAACUUAAGAGAGACUAUGAAAGCACAUCCUUUCAGCUGCCAAAAUGCGAGAGAGUUAAAAUUACACUUACAAGUAGCAGACAGAUGAUGACAUAAAGGCCUUUGUAUACGCUCUCUGGAUCAGAGACAUUUUGUGCACUGUGUUACAUGCAUGGUUGCCACUGCAGCUUCCUUACAGAAAUUUCACACAUUUAACUUGUUAACUGUCACAAUGAAGAUUUUUCAAAGAACGGGGUUUUUUUUGUUUUUUUGUUUUUAAUUACUUUGAGUUUUAUGUGCAACUGUAAACCAUUUAGCAGCAUGGGUUUUUCCAUGGAGUACAUAGAUCUCUUCUGGGGCAUCUGAAGGGAGAUUUGAGAAGUCUUUGCAAACUGCUAUUAAAUAUCUCUUUAGGUUUUCAGUUCUAUGUGGGGUGGGGAAAAAAGUCAUUGAAAGACUUCUUUGAAGCUAAGUUGGGGGAAUUAAAACACAAAUCAGUUUGUCCCCAGGCAUUUACUUGGAAAAAAAAGUAAUCUUUUUUGUAUUAUAAUAUUUACUACUGUCCUCUAGCAGCUGAUAUUAUAAAGUUGAUCUGUGUGUGCAUUUGUUGUAGUUCGACUUAACAGUAGUUUCUUCUUGAUUGUUUUAG